Molecule: messenger RNA, 489 nt
Organism: Astrephomene gubernaculifera
Lineage: Eukaryota; Viridiplantae; Chlorophyta; Chlorophyceae; Chlamydomonadales; Astrephomenaceae
Source: the annotation of a GenBank genome assembly
CUCAAGCGGAUCACGGAGCGCUGGGGGACCUCCGUACCGGAUGUGGAGGUGCUCUUGGCGGCAGAUGACGACCCCACACAGGACGCUGCUGACCCCAACCUCUGGAAGCAGGGCCCCUUGUGGCCGAUCAUGAAGCAGUGCAAGUCCUCCCAGUCCGCAGACAUCACGGUCCCCACCUGGCACUUCUACAGCCUGCAUGCAAGCGCCAUGUUCUUCUCACAGACCGAGCGGUUCAACCGGGAAACGCCCUGGGAGGCCAGGCAGCUCCGGGCGUAUGGCGGCGGGCUGCUGUACCACCGAACCAUGUGGUUACACGACAAUGCACGAUCCCUGGAAGGCAACCUCAGCUGGGGUCCGGAGCCGGCGCCCAUGCUGCGGGAGAAGUUUGCGCAAUACCUGCGCGAGGAGCUGCGACACCCCGACAUCGUGUUUGAUGAGGGGGCACCCAUCGACACGUGGGGCAACAACAAGAUGGUCAUUCACCUGGAC